AGGCAUUUUCAGAUUCAAGUCGAAACCUGCAGAAAGGGAAGAAAAGAGGAGCGAUGUGAUUAUGCUUCUCAGCAGUUGAGAAAUCGAAAUGUGCAGCUUCCGGCGCCUCAGUCCCACCCGCAGACGCGCCCCGGCGCCUUUGGGGUGCGAGCCUUGGAGCCCACUGACCGGGAGUAAAAUGUGUAAAGAACGAGGGUUGUUGAAACGGAUGUUAACUCUAGAAAACCGAGGGCAGCCUGCCAAUUUUACAUUUAAUUCCUCACUGAAGUUGAUACUCAGUCUGUAGCAAAUUCUGGAACACGAACUGAUCACAGCCAGUGGAAGUUUUGGCCCACCCCACUUGGGAGUGAGGCGCCUCGCCGCGUCUGCACUGAACAAUGCGCAUAUUCGUAGGUGGCGUCAGGGGCCACGCCAAGCUUCCUAGAACUUCAUCUCCACCGAUUUCCUGGGAAUGCCGGCGGUCAUGGGUGGUUAGUGUAGCAUGCGUUUUGGGGCGCGCACGGACUAGACAGGCACAACUAGCCUGUUUAAAUGCUGAGGAUAAGAUGGCUAGGGCAGCCCAGUGGGCUGCUGUGCUGCUGUCCCCUGCGGGCUGAUGACGCAAUGAAGGAUCCACGUGUCCCCACCAUCUCCGAAGACCCCUGCAGGUGCUCACUGCCGUCUCCCAGUUGCCCACCUGGAACAUGCACCUCCUGGUUAUAGGUACAUCUCGUGUCGUCUCGGGGCAGUGGAAGUGCCUCUGAGAAUGGAGAGAUAAGACACUGUUCUUUCAGGCCUGUGUGAGAGAAAGCUGUGACCCCAAACCUCAAACACAGCCCAAUGGAUCGCAGCAGAGAGGCUGAGAUGGAGCUGAAGAGAGGGCCCAGCCCACCCAGGGCCAGUAGGAGCCAGGAGGUGGAUGGGGACAAGGCUGCCUGCCAUAGCUGUUGCAUCUGUGGCAAGAGCUUCCCCUUCCAGAGCUCUCUGUCACAGCACAUGCGAAAGCACACAGGGGAGAAACCCUACAAGUGUCCCUACUGUGACCACAGGGCAUCCCAGAAAGGCAACCUCAAGAUUCACAUCCGGAGCCAUCGCACAGGGACUUUGAUUCAGGGACACGAGCCAGAGACGGGUGAGGUGCAGCUGGGGGAGAUGCGUGUGUCUGAGGGCCUGGAUGGGUGUGCCAGCCCCACGAAGAGCACAUCGGCCUGCAACCGAAUCCUGAAUGGGGUGGCGCAGGUGGAUAGCAGCAAGAUCCUGCUGAGGAGCAGCCGGAAGGAAGUGGAAGGGCCAGCUGGUGCCGUGGAGGAGGCCGAGGCCGUGACCCAGUGCUCCUUCUGCAAGAGCCAGUUCCAGCGCAAGAAGGACCUGGAGCUGCACGUGCACCAGGCCCACAAGCCCUUCAGAUGCAGGCUGUGCAGCUACAUGACCUUGCGGGAGGAGUCGCUGCUGAGCCACAUAGAGCGGGAUCACAUCACCGCGCAGGUGCCCAAUGGUGGCGAGGCCUGCAUGGAGAAUGGCAAGCCCGACCUGAGCCCUGGGGAAUUCCCCUGUGAGGUGUGUGGCCAGGCCUUUAGCCAAACCUGGUUCCUGAAGGCGCACAUGAAGAAGCAUCGGGGCUCCUUUGACCACGGCUGCCACAUCUGUGGUCGCAGAUUCAAGGAGCCGUGGUUCCUCAAGAACCACAUGAAGGCACACGGCCCAAAGACGGGCAGCAAAAACAGGCCUAAGAGUGACCUGGACCCCAUUGCGACCAUCAACAAUGUGGUUCAGGAGGAGGUCAUCGUCGCAGGCCUGUCCCUCUAUGAAGUCUGCACCAAGUGUGGAAACCUGUUUACAAACCUGGACAGCUUGAAUGCCCACAAUGCCAUACACCGCAAGGUUGAAGCCAGUCGGACCCGGGCCCUGGCUGAGGAGCCAGCCACCGAGAGUCCCCUGGACACAAAGCAGUUCUUCCUACAGUGCCUGAAUCUGAGACCAUCAGUCGCUGACGAUGCGUCCUCUGCCGGGCAGGCUGGAAGGCGGGUGGCCGAGCUGGACCCCAUCAACAGCUACCAGGCCUGGCAGCUGGCCACCAGAGGCAAGGUGGCCGAGCCGGCCGAGUACCUCAAGUAUGGGGCCUGGGAUGAGGCACUGGCUGGGGAUGUGGCCUUUGACAAGGACCGACGCGAGUACAUCCUGGUGAGCCAGGAGAAGCGCAAACGUGAGCAGGAUGCCCCAACCGUACAGGGGCCCCCAAGAAAGAGGGCAAGUUUGCCUGGGGACCCCGUGCUGCCUGGCCACUUUGAGCCCCGGCCUGUGGCACGCGCCAGCCGCCGGGCUGCAGCCUCUGCUGGCCAUGGCAAGUCCUCAGAGUGCUUUGAGUGUGGCAAGAUCUUCCGCACCUACCACCAGAUGGUGCUGCACUCCCGUGUCCAUCGCCGCGCACGCCGAGACAGGGACUCUAAUGGCGACAGGGUGGCACGUGCCCGCUGCGGCUCCCUCAGUGAGGGGGACUCUGCCUCUCAGCCCAGCAGCCCCGGGUCAGCCUGUGCCACUGUCGACUCUCCAGGCUCUGGCCUGGCCGAUGAGGCUGCUGAUGACAGUGGUGAGGAGUCCAUGCCUGAGCCAGCACCAGGGGGACACCCGAGGCGCUGCUGCUCUUCUGAAGACAUAGCAUCAACUGUGCUCUCCAACGGAGACCAGAGUCACAGACUUGGAAAUAACCUGCCAGGAAAAGACGUCAGCGAGUCCAAGGUGGGGAUUGCAACUCCUGUGUCCAUACUUGAAAACAGUAGCAGAGAGACUUCCAAACGUCCCGAACAACAUAGAUUUUCUCUUGACUUAAAGAUGCCAGCAUUUCGCCCCAAGCAGGAGGCCCCAAGCUCUAGUGACGAUGUGGACUUCCCUUCGAGUCCAGAAGGAGCCGACCUGCAGCUUACAUUGGAGAGCCAGGCUGGUCAUCCUAAAGACAAGCUGUCUGAUUUGCACAGUAAGGAGCAUUCUGGGGGAGGAAAAAGUACACCAGCCCCAGACCUGACCCCUCUAGAUUUAAGUGCAAGGUCGACCCGGGAUGACUCCAGCAGUAAGGAAGUGGCCUCCUCUUUGCAAGCUGCUCUAGUCAUCCACCCGUGUCCUUACUGUAACCACAAGACCUACUACCCAGAGGUCUUAUGGAUGCACAAGCGCGUCUGGCACAGGGUCAGCUGCAACUCCAUGGCCCCCCAGUGGAUUCAGCCCAACGGCUACAAAAGCAUAAGAAGCAACUUGGUUUAUCUUGCCCGGAAUGGAAGAACAGGGCCUCCGCCCGCCCUCGGGGGCAAAGAGUGCCAGCCCCUACUUGUUGCUCGCUUCACCCGCACUCAAGUGCCAGGUGGGGCACCUGGACCCAAAGGCAGUUCUUCUCCCCUCGGAGUGACCACGAAAGCAGCUACGAUGCCCAAGAAUAAGGAGAGCCAUUCCACAGGCCCCUGUGCACUGUGGGCCACUGGCCCCGAUGGGUAUCGACAGACCAAACCUAGCCAAGGCCAGGAAUCCUCCAGCACUUCAGUGCAGGGGCCCCCAGCCAAAUCCAAACUGGAGGCCAGCUCCAAGCCAGCACCUGCCCUGGGCAGUGGAGGCCUUGGCAGGAGUGCCACCCCCACACCCUCUGUCAUAACCCGAGUAGGUGCCCAGCCCUUGGCCAGCAACAAGCCAGUGGAGAAUUUUGGGGUCUCAUCAGUGGGGGCUGGCUUUGCUCCUCCAAAUAAGCACAGUGCCCCGGAUUCCCUGAAAGCCAAAUUCAGCCCUCAGCCUCAGGGUCAGCCUCCUGCAAAAGGCGAAGUGAGCCCUCCUCUACCUCUCCGGGAGCCCCCCUCCAAGGCGGCCCAGGAGCUGAGGAUGCUGGCCACCUGUUCUGCGGGGUCCAGAGGUGAUGCAGCAUUACAGGGCCAGCCUGGGAUGGCUGGCGCCCCUGUCUUACACUCCAUCAAGCAGGAACCAGUGGCCGAGGCCCAUGAGAAGCGCUUGGACAUCCUCAACAUCUUUAAGACAUACAUUCCAAAGGACUUUGCUACACUCUACCAGGGCUGGGGUGUCAGCAGUCCUGGGCCAGAGCACAGAGGGACACUCCGGACACAGGCCCGCCCGGGAGACUUCGUCUGCGUGGAGUGUGGGAAGAACUUCCACCAGCCCAGCAACCUCAGGGCCCACAUGCGAGCUCACACAGUGGUGUUUGAGUGUGAUGGUCCUCGAGGUGCCGAAGUUCACACAGUCUCCAUGGAUGCCCCCAAACAAGGGAGAGACCAUGCUAACACAGGGACUGUGCAGACAGUACCCCUCAGAAAGGGGACCUAGAGAUGUGCUCCAGCAGUGCUGGACACUCUGCGAUGGCCCUUGGAGUGUCCUCACCGGUGUCCUGGCAGCCUCCCAGCCGUGACUGUGUCCAUCGCCAGGAGGAAGAACUGCACGUCUCCUGCCAGAUGCCCCACACUGCCGAGCUGCUGCUCUGGACUGCAGACUGAGGGAGAUGCCUCUCCUCACUAGAAGUUUAAAGCAGCAACAAUGCUAUGCCUACGAUUCCCUGUAGAUCUCACACACUCAUAUAUGUGCUCUUCAAGCAUAGCCCGUGUUUUCUUCCCAUAAGCAGUGGUACUGGCAGGCACAGUGGGCGCUCAAGGGAUCUGUGUUAUUCAAGACACAUUUGAGACACUGGAACAAAGAAACGUGUGUGUGUUGCAUGGAGCGGAGAAGCUAAGCACUGUAGCAGGAGCUCCUGUGCUCAGAAAGACUGCUGUGGUGGAUGUCAGAAUGGUGGUGGGUCUGAGGUUGAUGAAGUAUUAGUACUACUGCCUCUCCUUGUCCUAGUGGGUAUUUAAAAUAAUCAAUAAAGAGAGGACAGAGGUGGCAGUCAGGUGCUGUGGGGAAAUCAGGAAUGGAAUAUGGGGCGAUGACCAUAUCCUAAUCAGUCACAGAUUCGAACACGUCGCCCUCGGGGCCAUUGCCUUUCCUGUGUGCCCGCCCUGCAUUUCCACCCUCCACGCUGAGUCUGGCAGAGGAAACACGUCUGUGGGACAGAAGUAUACCUUCUGCUUUGGAAAGGAGAGCUAGAUAAACACUAAGAAAAGCAGGCUUCUUUGUUUAUUCUCAGGAUCUUUUUGUAACAGGGCUACAUUCUGCAAACUGCUCACAAAGGAAGAUUAUGCGUCUUAACAAAUUACUUAGCCACUGAAUCCUCCCAAUUUGGGCCUGUUUUAUUAAUGUCAGAAGAAUCCCCGAGUAGAUUUGGGGGCCCUAGAUCCCUAGGGUACUAAUGCUAUGGAGCCUUCUGCUCACCCCUGCCCCUUCCCUUGCCCCUCCCCUCUCCUGCACACCCCAGCAAGUAGUUGUCUUUUCUCCUUGGGCCUUGUGACCUCCAGGGGAUGAGUAACUUCAUUUAUUGAGUAUGGGGGUCACUGGGCUCUUGGGUGGGGGGACGGCUUUAUAUACCUCUUCCUCAGUAAUUAAAAUGCAAGUUUUGGUGGUGGGAGUUAAGGCCCAUAACAAAGGAUCUUAAACCAUGCAGUGUACGCAAUUUAAAUUGUAUUCUACAGAUAUAAAUAUUUUCUUUUCCUAUUGCCAUGACACUAUGUGUGAUGGUAAUAUUUCUGAGGAUUUCAGAUUUUUGCACAUAUAAUUUUAUGCAUUAUCAAAAGUUACUGCUGCCUUGAAUGAAAAUGUUCUGUGAAAUUUUUUGCAAAAAGCUUUACUAGGUUUUUUUUUAAUUGUGAAAUUUUGUAAAGGCAGGAAAUGAUUAAAAUGAGCAUGCUAAAUAUAUUUUUCAAAAAAGCAAUAAUUUUACAUGUACAGAAAUUAUCCUAACCUUUAAUACUGGUGAGAGCGACAGUUUACUUUAAUACAGUAAUGGAUUAGUGCAGUUUUUGUAGAAAAUGGGCUUCUGAUACAAAGACUUGUUUAAAUACACACAAACACACACCUGAAGUGUGGUUUUCCUGUUCUAAUGAUUUGUUGGAUUAUUAUUAUAUUAUUAUUAUUAUUAUUAUUAUUUUAUUGUUAUUGUUAGUUAAUGUUUGAUUCUGAAUUCUACUUGUUACUGAGUUUAAAUUACUUGACAGUUCAGGUGACUGCGACAUUUGCAAACAAUGCAAUGUAACUGGCUAAUAUAUAUAUAUAUAUAUAUAUAUAUAUAAUUUUUGUACCUAUUUUUCCUGAUAUUCUUACAUCAGAUAUGUAUGAGAAUGAUCUGUUGUAUUAGUGUGCUUGAGAAUGUCUGCACAUAUACUGUUAAGCAACUGUCAUGGAUUGUUCUGUGAGGUUAUUUGGGCAAAGUUAGAGAGACACAUUCCUCUGUCCACCUAAGAAAUCAGAACACCCUUCUAUUGAUUUAUGUUUGAUCAUUUUGAUAUUUUCCCCAAGGUGAUCAUUUCUACAUUUUCUGGCUUUUGUUUCCUUGUCUGAAAGUAAUCAGUGACAGGAAUGUGCAGGGACUAGUGAUUCAGUCCUAUUUUGUUUCUCUGUGUUUUAGUUAUUAAAAGAAAUUCUGUUCCCAAAGUGACACAAAGGUGUCGUCUACAUUUUUACUGUUUCAGAAGCAGCACGGAAAAGUGCAAUUGGCAUUUAGAGCAGGAAGUGUCUCUCUUCCCACAAAUCUCCUUCCUAGUCGGCCUGGUGGGAGAGGCGCGCACUGGGCUGCAGCCAGGGUGCCUGGCUUGGCUUCCAGGAGAGGAGCUGUGAGGGCUGCCGGCUGGCUUCCGUGGUGGGGUGCCUCCCGACGACAGCAGCAGCGGUGCAAACAACCAGGUUUGCAGAGUCCACAGCAUGGGGACCUGAGAUUGCUACUUGGAGCCCAGCCCUGAGCUGGGCUGAAUGAGUGGUUCCUUUCCUCCACUGAGCAUCAGUAUUGUAUUGGUUUGUUAAUUUGUUUGUGUCAGUUCAACCAUAGUAUUUAAUAUGUUUUGUGUUUUCUUAUUUAUUUAGCCAACAUGUUUUGAUUUCGCUUUUUUUUUCAAAUGACAAUUUCUGCAUGAUACACUUCUGUAAGUCGCCUUCUGACUGUUACAGACUUUCUACUACCUCUACCAACCUGCUGUCUCCUUGUUUCCUAACAGGAUUUUACAGUGUUGUGUCUAAUGUAACUUAGACAAUAAAGGGUUUGGUUAUCUACACCGCAGUGCUCCUUGUGUCUCCCCUGCCCUGGCCUGCACUCUCGCUGCAUCCUGCCUUGGCUCCCGCCUGGUCUAGCUUGGCCCUUCCCUCUUCCUGUCACCCUGUCUUCUUCCCCACUUGCAUCUCUUCUCGUUUGUGAAUUCACAUAACACACAAAUGACGAGCUUCUUAAAAUCUUUCAGGUUAUUUACUUGUAGUCCUUCAUUCGAAGAACGAACAUUUAAAUUUCCCCAAAAAGCAAAUGUUCAUUGUCCUUUCUGGGAAGUCACCGCUGCAGCUGUCCACGUUGCUGCCUGGCUCCCAGAGUUCUUAGUGCAUCUGUGUUAGUACAGUGCAAAUUUCAAGCCAUGUGAUUUUUGCCUUUUUGGAUCUGAAAAUAUCAAAUGUUUUAAGACGUUUCCCUAAUAUUUAUUUAUCUUUUCAAUCAAGAAAGACACUGGCUUUCUGAAACGAAGGAAGUUCAACUGGGCGCUCCUUGCAUUUGUUCUAAAGGAUACAAGAAUGUGGGCUUUGUGAUAGGCUGUCAGGAUGCAUCUGACUUGGCGCUGUGCAGCAUGGCUAGGAACGGCUCCAGCGUCUUUGUGAAGCCCAGCACAUGUAGGGCUCACAGUGCUACGCCCUCUUAGGAUGCAGAGCUGAGUGUCUCAGAGGGACAAAUUCCACCUCUCUGGGUGGUGGCCCUGGAUGCUGCGCAUUCUUUCAGCCAGGAGAGAGCGGUGGGGGUGCCUUCCACGUCAUGUUGCAUGGAAGACAGCACCUCCUGGACUCCCAUGGCUAGAUGCUAUCUCCCAGCAUUCUUUAGAACAAGACCCCUGUCCCCCUACCAUGUCACAAGGUUCAAACCCUGUUGUAGACAGAGGAAGUCCUGUGUUUAUAAACUCCACUCUCACAGCAUCUAAAGUAACAUUUGUGUUUUACUGCUUUUAAUUUUGGUGACUUCUAACUGUAGAACAUUAUUCAUUGAGCAAACAGCAACAGCAGAGAUCACAGGUGAGGACUUCCAGCGAUGACCAGGUCCUUGGUCUUUGCCGCAGUUUGGCAAGUGCUAGAGCCCUACCUAGGAUGUACUUGGGUGGAGGGACCUCUGGUCUCCCUGCAAGGGAAAUGUCCAUUCUUUAUCAACUUUGCUAAUAUAUUCUUUAAGACCGUAAAAUGCAAAAUACCAUAGAAUUUGUAUUUCUUUUUAUAAAAAUACAAUUUAUAACAUUUUGUACUCUUUAUAUUAGAAUUUGUAAUAGAUCGAUGUAUUUAACUCUAUUUCUGAAAAUAAUUCAAUGUUUCAGUUGUGUGAUAAAAUAUUUAGAUAAAACAUUCAUUCUAUUGGAUUUUGAAAUAAAUAAAAACAUCUUGGA
Molecule: messenger RNA, 8453 nt
Organism: Cavia porcellus (domestic guinea pig)
Lineage: Eukaryota; Metazoa; Chordata; Mammalia; Rodentia; Caviidae
Gene: Znf516
Product: zinc finger protein 516
Exons: 6
Coding region: 820-4293 (1157 amino acids)
Biological process (GO): regulation of DNA-templated transcription
Cellular component (GO): nucleus
Molecular function (GO): RNA polymerase II cis-regulatory region sequence-specific DNA binding; DNA-binding transcription factor activity, RNA polymerase II-specific
Source: RefSeq, a predicted model, not a curated record